Molecule: messenger RNA, 1065 nt
Organism: Spathaspora passalidarum NRRL Y-27907
Lineage: Eukaryota; Fungi; Ascomycota; Pichiomycetes; Serinales; Debaryomycetaceae
Gene: PHB2
Product: prohibitin subunit
Exons: 1
Biological process (GO): mitochondrion organization
Cellular component (GO): mitochondrion; membrane
Source: RefSeq, a predicted model, not a curated record
AGGUUGUUGCCAUUGAGAAUUUAAGAUACAAAUAUACAAAUGAACGAUCCAAAUUGGGAAAGAUUAGCCAAGCAAUUUAAACGUGUUUCUCAACAAACUCGUUCUGGAGGUAGUGGUGGUAAGAUGCCAAGAUCCCCAUUGGCAAUGUUUAGUGGAAUUGGGGGAUUGGUGUUAUUGGCUGGUGGUACCUUCCUUGUUCAAAAUGCAUUAUUCAAUGUUGAUGGUGGUCAACGUGCCAUUGUCUAUUCCAGAGUUAAUGGUGUUCAAUCACAAAUUUAUCCUGAAGGUACCCAUUUUGUAAUUCCUUGGUUCCAAAGACCAAUCAUAUUUGAUGUUAGAGCCAAACCAAGAGAAAUCGCUUCAUUGACCGGAACCAAGGAUUUACAAAUGGUUAAUAUCACAUGUAGGGUCUUGUUUAAGCCUGAUAUGUUUCAAUUACCCACCAUUUUCAGAACUUUAGGUCUGGAUUAUGAAGAAAAGGUAUUGCCCUCUAUUGUUAACGAGGUUUUAAAAUCCGUUGUUGCCCAAUUCAAUGCUUCUCAAUUAAUUACACAACGUGAAAAGGUUAGUAGAUUAGUCAAGGAAAACUUGAUCCGUCGUGCUUCCAAGUUCAAUAUCUUGUUAGAUGAUGUUUCUUUAACAUUCAUGACCUUCUCUCCUGAAUUCAGUGCUGCUGUUGAAGCCAAGCAAAUCGCUCAACAAGAUGCACAAAGAGCUGCUUUCAUUGUCGAUAAAGCCAUUCAAGAAAAACAACAAUUGGUGGUUAAGGCUAUGGGUGAAGCUAAAUCUGCCGAAUUGAUUGGUGAAGCCAUUAAGAAAUCCAAGGAUUAUGUUGAAUUAAAGAGAUUGGAUACUGCCAAGGAAAUUGCUGCGAUUUUGGCUGCGUCUCCAAAUAAGAUCGUUUUGGAUAAUGACACCUUGUUAUUGAACACAGUUACUGAUAGUCGUAAGUAAUUGUUUAACUUUUUUUAUUGUAAAUAGCUUAUUAAACAUUGAUAGUCAUGUAAAAUAUUGUAAAAAAAAAUGAACUAUUGUUGACGGCUUUUACCGCAAAGACAAGAACAU